Molecule: messenger RNA, 497 nt
Organism: Dissoconium aciculare CBS 342.82
Lineage: Eukaryota; Fungi; Ascomycota; Dothideomycetes; Mycosphaerellales; Dissoconiaceae
Exons: 2
Coding region: 90-356 (88 amino acids)
Source: RefSeq, a predicted model, not a curated record
AUACAGCUGAUGCGGCGAUGCCCUCAGGCUGUAGCUAUUCUUUCAAAACGAGUGUAUAAUAUCGUCUACCCUGCCAUCGCAACUCCUCCAUGCAUCAGCAUGCGCAAAUCAAAAUUUGUCUGCUUGCCGUUCUUGACCCAGACUACCCUGCCCGUCACUUGCUGAAAGCAUCGAGCGCAUCGAUCAUGAGCCACGGCGACUCAGUUCUCCGGCAUUCACUCCUCGUCAAUAUCGGCAUCAUCGUCAUCGUCCUCAUCCGCUUCGUGACCUGCUUCGUCGCCUUCUCGGAAUUCCACAGUGUCCCCAUCGACGCUGUCCCUAGCGCCCUCGUCAAUCCACUUUUGGAAAGGGUCUAAUUGGACCUUCUCCUUCGGGACCUUCGGAGCCUCCGGGUCCUCUGGCUCGACCCAAUCGCCAUCACGCUGCAUGCGCUCUUUAUAUUUGCGGCCGGUGAAGGUGACGGGAUCGAUGAGGCCCGGACAUUCGAUCGUGAAGGC